AUGGCUUUCGAACGUGUGGCCCGUUUCUACCGGUCAUGUCUACUCCAGAUUAUCAUUGUGGGAUUAGUCGCCUUCUGCGAACCCGGUAUCUGGACCGCUCUCAAUAAUCUUGGAGCUGGAGGCAAUGCCAAACCGUACCUGAACAAUGCCGCCAACGCCUUGACAUAUGGACUCAUGUCAGUAGGCUGCUUUCUUGCCGGUGGCGUCACAAACAAGAUCACUGCGAAAUGGACCUUGUUCAUUGGAGCCGCAUUCUACACUCCCUAUGCGGCUGGUCUAUACUGCAACAAUCGUUAUGGGAACGAGUGGUUCCUCUUGCUCGGGGCUGCUCUUUGUGGAAUUGGCGCUUCUCUUCUGUGGGCUAGUGAGGCUGCCAUUGCAGUUGGAUAUCCGGAGGAGGAGAAAAGAGGACGCUAUGUUGCAAUCUGGAUGAGUAUCCGGCAGAUGGGACCGCUUGUUGGUGGUGCGAUAUCCCUCGCUCUGAAUGUCAACACUGCGCAUGUCGGGAAGGUCACCUAUACAACGUACUUGGGGCUUGUUGCCAUCUCAUCCCUCGGAGCACCUUUUGCGUUGCUGUUGUCACAGCCACAAGAUGUGAUCAGAAGUAAUGGCACCAAAAUUCCUUAUAUGAAGAAAACGAGUUUAUCUAUUGAGGCUCGCGCUAUCUGGAAGCAACUUUCAAAUAAGUACAUGUUGCUACUCAUCCCGGUCUUUCUCGCGGGCCAAUUUGGUGCAACUUAUCAGGGGAACUAUUUGACAACGUAUUUCACCGUCCGCUCCAGGGCCCUUGCGUCUUUCCUAACGGCAGUGGUCGGCGCCACCGCCAAUGUGGCGACGGGCAUAUUUCUCGAUACGAAGUUUUUAUCUCGAAGAGCCAGAUCUAAAUUUGUGUACAUAUUCGUCCUUGUCUUUGUCACGGCGGCUUGGACAUGGAACGCAAUCAUCCAGACGAAACUCUCCCGCAUGGCCGAAUCCCCGGCCUUCGACUUGGGCGAUGGUCCCUUCUUCAACUCGGCUUUCACCGUCUAUAUAUUCUUCCGGUUCUUUUAUGAGGUGCUGCAGACAUAUAUCUAUUGGUUGAUGGCCGAGAUCAAGGGAGCACAGGGAGACGGCGAUAUCGCAAGAACUACCGGCAUCCUAAGAUCAUGGGAGUCUAUCGGCAGCACGAUUGCCUACGCAGUCGGUGCAACUCAUUGGCCCAACUUGAAUCAGAUGAUAUUGGGCUUUUCACUGUGGGGUUUUACGGUCCCGUUCACUCUUCUUGCGGUGUUCGGCGAUUGGAAUGUUUCUGACACGCUCGAGGUAGAGGAGGAACAAACGGACAGCAGUAGCUUGGAGGCACAGAGGGUGAUCAUUAAUUCUGAUGGGAAGGAUUAG
Molecule: messenger RNA, 1377 nt
Organism: Penicillium vulpinum
Lineage: Eukaryota; Fungi; Ascomycota; Eurotiomycetes; Eurotiales; Aspergillaceae
Exons: 4
Coding region: 1-1377 (458 amino acids)
Source: RefSeq, a predicted model, not a curated record